Messenger RNA from Hydatigera taeniaeformis, 1011 nucleotides. NCBI's taxonomy places the organism in Eukaryota, Metazoa, Platyhelminthes, Cestoda, Cyclophyllidea, Taeniidae. The record is from the annotation of a GenBank genome assembly.
AUGAAUGGGGACCUGACUCCUGCAGAGGCCUGUGAACUGAAGGCCUCCCUCGGACGAUUAAAUGGAAGAUCUCCCGGCCCUUCUUCAUCCCCAACCGUCUCACCAUCUGUCAAAGUAGCCAAUCAACCAGACAAUGUGUGGACAGCGCGUAAAUUAGCUGCUCUUGGUGGCUACGCAGAAACUCCAGCUGCUAACACUGCCACCACUACCAACAUGAAUAGUGGAAAAUCCGACAGAAUUGGAGAGAAACCAAAUCACAUAUCUUCUUCCGCCGUUGCUGCUGCACCCGGGAAACUCAACUCCGUCACCUCUGACACCGCUUCCAGCAAACAGGGUAUUGUGGAGAAACACAAGAAGACCUCGAAGAACGGCGAUGUAUUGAAGCAAAAAGGAAAUCUGGAAAGCAGCUCUGGCGACAAGAGAACUUCCAAAAAGGAUCAACAGCAAAAUAGAGGCGCUCCUACCCUAUCUUUCACUACAACGCCCAGUGCCAACGCUGCUACUACAACUACUCUGGACGUCACAGAAACGGCUUCCACGUUCCUUCCAAACACUGUCCAACAUCCCUACUACUCGGCUCCGCCUUUCUACACCACCGGGACCCCGCAUCCCUCCCCCUUCUUUCCUGCACCACCUCACACUCACUUUGGUCCGCCUCCACCGCCGCCCCCCUGUUUCAUCCCUCCUCCGUUGCCACCCUACUUCCAGCAGACUCACCACCCACCCGCACAACCUCCUCCUCCCUAUCUUUUUUCUCCAGCCAAUCCGGCUGCUGUAGUGGCAGGCGCACCUUACCUCUCCUUUCAGCUGCCUCCUCCUUCAAUUACCCAUGGCUUGCCAGGGCCUCUGCAUCCAGCUGCGGGGUCCGUGUCCACUGGAACACCGCUGCUCGGUGUUCCACAUACCUUACCCUUCGUCACUCCGACCACCGCUAGUCCUACUACCAUUGGAAUAGCAGAAGAGGAGCGCAACGCUAUUGUUCGAGCAAUUUCGAAAAUUUCUCCACCGAAG